AAUUGAUCAGCACCGUGACGUCACGCUGGGGUGAAUAGAGCGCGCUGAAGCGGAGCUGUUCACUCACACAGGUGCUUAACACUGAUACUCCACCAACACCGUCAUACCACUUGAAGGCCAUGAGAGCAGCAUUUCUCAUUGCAUUUCAUUUGCUGUACCAGCUAGUUUACGUUGACGCAUCAAGAACUACAGAGUGCAUUUCGCACAUGGAUGCUUGUGUUUCUCCACACUUCUGCAGAAGCGAACAGGCUGUUCUCCGAAAUAUCUGCAAUUUUAAAGAUGGAGGAUGCCACAUGACUGAUGCAAAGGUCUGUAAUGCCACUCUUCAGACGAUGUUCAGCCGCUCACCUGCAUUGGGACAGUGUGUGUGUUCUGGACCGGAUCCAUGCAGCAGUCUUCAGCAGCUGUACUCUCAGUGCCAGCAUCACUGGGCUCCAAAAAACAAGCAACUUAAGGCAGAACGGCAAGCCAGUGAUCACAAAGAACAUGUAGACCACACCAACCAAUCCUGUCUUGAAGAAAUCGUGGCUUGUCUUGGGGAGAAAUCCUGUAACAGCCUAAUGGUGCCAUUUGUCCAGGAAUGCAAUGCCUACCAAUGCAACCCAAGUCAGUGCAGAGAUGCAUUGAGGCAGUUCUACUUGGCUCUUCCUCACAAUGUGGCUGAAAAACUGGUGUUCUGUGACUGUGAUAGAGGAGACCAAGAAUGCAAACAGAUGAAAGCCUCUCUACACUCUGGAUCCUGUGCGAGUGACCAGUCGCAGACACCCUGGACCUGCCUGGAGGCACUGGACAGCUGCUCUGAAGAUAAAUUGUGCAGGCAGAAGUUUAGCAGUUACCUCUCCAAAUGUUUUGGGGGAAUGGAAUCUGCACAUGAAACGACCAGUGAAUGGCUAAGUCGUCUGGACCCCGACUCCUUUCUUGGGCAUGACCUCCAAUGCAGGGUGGCAUUUGUGGAAACAAUGGGCUCUGUUCUUCAUCAUCCAUGCACAUGUGAUGGUUUACAUCAUCAUAAUCAAUAUAAAUGCAAUGAGCUAAAACUAAUUUUCCAGGACAAGUCCCUUUUCACGCUCGCAGGGACCAAAGAAAAUGUCCGACAUGAAGAAUGCCAUGAAUUCAACACUGGGAAACAACCAAACAGUAAAACAAGCACUGAACAGCAGUGGUUAAGUAGUGAAAUUGUCCAACAUGGACAAUUUGAUGAUUCAAGCAAUGGGCAACGACCAACCAAUGAAUCGAGCGUUAAGCAGCAGUGGUUAAGUGGAGAAUACACCAAGCUGCGGGUAAACCAACUUUUGAGGCCCAUCAGUCAAAGUCCCUGA
This is a messenger RNA of Carassius gibelio (silver crucian carp), 1319 nucleotides long. RefSeq names its product GDNF family receptor alpha like (gene gfral). Gene Ontology annotation, molecular function: signaling receptor activity. Gene Ontology annotation, biological process: nervous system development. NCBI's taxonomy places the organism in Eukaryota, Metazoa, Chordata, Actinopteri, Cypriniformes, Cyprinidae. Gene Ontology annotation, cellular component: external side of plasma membrane; signaling receptor complex. The coding region runs from base 120 to 1319 and encodes 399 amino acids. The transcript has 8 exons. The record is from RefSeq and is a predicted model, not a curated record.